AUCGUCGUCUGCGCAAAGAGAAACCAGGAGGAAGAGGAGGCGGGGGUUUGGAUGAUCGCGACAACUCUAAUUCAGCUCUCCUCCUCCUCGUCCUCGUAAUACAUACAUAACAGCCCGGAAAGCAUACCAUCGGGGCUAAGAGAGCUGCCGAUCGAUGUCACAGUGGACACUGCGUGUGACCUUCUCGGAGGCGCGCACAGUGGUGCGAAGCUCUGAGGCAGAGCUCCGCGUGCGGCGUCGUGGAGGACAGCCUUCUCGGGGCUUCGGGAAUAGGUUUAAGAUUCUGGUUGCUGGAAAAUCCGUUCAUUCAACAUAGUUUUUCUUCCUUUUUUUGGAUUGAGGUUAUUCUGGGAGGUGUGUGAUGGUUGUUGACGGAUCUGGUUGAAAGAGCAUCCGCUUGAGGGCCGGGUGUAGGUGUGGUGCAGGCGUGGUGUUACUGCGCCUACGGGAAGCGGUGUUUGUUUCGGGUGUGAAUAGCUCGGGCGUAGACAUGGCGCGGAGUUUGUAAACUGCGAGGACGGGAUGGAGUGGAUGUGCAGAGGCUUGUGAAGAAGGUGAGGGAGAAAAUAAGCGGUGAUGGGAUCUCCGAAGUCGUGGUCUGCCUCUAGCAGGGUCAGGCGGACGACAGCUAUGAGAUGGGCGCGGUUUUGCUACAAGGUGCUCUACGCCGUGUCGUUCUUGGCCGCAAUGUAUGCUGUGCUUGCUCAUUUCCGCUCCGCGCCUCCGAUUUCCAGCUCUGAUUCAGAUGAAGAGGCGCCCCCAGGACUCGAUUCGUUAGUACACAACACAACAACUAUUGUGUUAAGCCCUAUCACACGAGCAGAGCAAGAGCAGCGGCGCUGGAUAGAGAAGCCGAACUCUCUAUGUUUUGGUCUAGGCAAUGUCACCAUCUUAACUGUGACCAUAGACCUCCCAAAGGCUUAUCUGGUGCAGUUGCGGAGAAAUCGGUUGUCAUACGCAUCAAUUCACGGAUACAGAUACUGUGAAGUAUCAACUACCUUGGAAUCUUCCCGCCCUCCGGCGUGGACGAAGGUGAAAGCGAUGAUGUUGUUGUUAAGCUUUACCGACAUCGUGGUCGCUAUGGAUGCAGAUGCAAUCAUCCGAAACAAUACUAUAAGGAUAGAGAGUAUCCUUGAGCUAGAAGUUUAUGAUUUGAAAGAUAAAGACGCUAUAUACACAAACGAUUUUCAGCAGGACAGGCAGAGCGAAGCCACUCCAAAGUCGUUUAUAAACACUGGUGUUUACAUUAUGCGCAACACCCCGUGGAUCAAGGGAUUCUUGGAAUCUGUGCACAAAUUCUACCAAUCCUCCAUGUUUCAAAAGAAUUUGGAGCGUGAUGAAGUGAUGCUGUAUCGCAUGAAGAAUGCUGACGAGUUCAAUGAACAUGUUGCCAUAAUUCCAUUCAGGUACAUGAAUAGUCCAGUUACACAGGAUCUGGAUAAGUAUGAAGAUGGAGACUUUGUGGCACACUAUGCAGAAGAGCACAGCCCAGAUAAAUACAGGGAACUUGCCUCGCAGCUAGCUACAAUGAAUGUGUGAACCAUGCUGGUAACCUUCACAGCACCGACAGUAUCAUGUUUUCAUCAGACGUACCAUCAUGUUGCAGUAAUUAACUGGAGAUGAGUUUAGGUCAUACGUUCGUUCCAUGCCUGAUCUCUAGCUUUCCUUAGAGGAUGGAGUUCGAACAUGCGAUUUGUAGACGAGCAGUGGUGCAGCCACCUUGCAAUUUGCUUAGAUGAGUAAAUUUCGUUCUGUUUCUCAUGAUUCUUACGCUAAAAAAAGUCACAUCUCGUAGUUCGGUUUGGUGGACAUUUGUGGGCGUUCAUUCAGUAUUCGAAGCAAGGUUCUCAAGUUGCUCCAUGCCUCGGGAUUGUGUGUGCUCAGCAGCGAAUGAAGUAUUUCAAUUUAUGAAAACAUGAAAUAACUUUGUCUCAUGACUGGCUGCCCAAAGCGAAGGUUAAACGCCAACAAGAAUUAGAGCGUUUCUUCAACUCUGGUUUUACACAACCUAUUUGUUCUCAAGAUUGUGUCGCGAGAAUUUUUAACCCGAAAGAAUAUUGUCUGGUCGAAACAACCAACCUCAUGUAGGUAUUAAUCGAUGAACGAAAUUCUUAUGUUCUACAACCUGGGUAUGAAAUAAAUGAGUAGGAUGUUUGUGCAA
This is a messenger RNA of Physcomitrium patens, 2161 nucleotides long. RefSeq lists its product as uncharacterized. Gene Ontology annotation, cellular component: Golgi membrane. Lineage: Eukaryota; Viridiplantae; Streptophyta; Bryopsida; Funariales; Funariaceae. The record is from RefSeq and is a predicted model, not a curated record. Gene Ontology annotation, biological process: protein N-linked glycosylation. Gene Ontology annotation, molecular function: glycosyltransferase activity.